Messenger RNA from Oryza sativa Japonica Group (Japanese rice), 1277 nucleotides. Its product is annotated as protein SEH1. Gene Ontology annotation, biological process: cellular response to amino acid starvation; positive regulation of TORC1 signaling. Lineage: Eukaryota; Viridiplantae; Streptophyta; Magnoliopsida; Poales; Poaceae. The record is from RefSeq and is a predicted model, not a curated record. Gene Ontology annotation, molecular function: protein binding; structural molecule activity. Gene Ontology annotation, cellular component: Seh1-associated complex; nuclear pore outer ring.
GCAAACGGAACGGACCAGUGUCCGUACACCCAACCCACCUGGGCCGCCGCGUCUCGUUCUCUCCUCCAACAAACCCACCUCCGAGCAGGCUGCGUGCUCUCGCCGCCGCCGCCACCGUAGGCGAGGGCAUCUCAUCUCAGGGAGGAAUGGCGGAGCGGCAGGUGGCGGAGCUGGGGGCCGGCGCGGCGUGCGUAGGCUGGAACCACUGCGGCCGCCGCCUCGCCGCCGGCGCCGUCGACGGCUUCGUCUCCGUCUACGACUCCCAGUCCCAGCCGUCGCCUUCCUCCAAGUGGCAGGCCCACAAGCAUGCGAUCCUGAAUAUCGUGUGGCUUCCUCCGGACUAUGGGGAUGCUAUAGCUUGUGUUUGUGCUGAUGGGACGCUAUCUUUGUGGGAGGAGGUCAGUGAAGAUGAUCAACUUCCAACCUGGAGGAAAUGUAAAGUAUUUGAGAGUGGCAAUUCUCACAUACUACACGUACAGUUUGGAUUACAACUGUCUAGUCUAAAAAUGGUUACUGCAUACUCAGAUGGCCAAGUGAAGGUUUAUGAGCUCUUGGACUCGUUGGAAUUAGACAAGUGGCAGCUUCAGGCGGAGUUCCAGAACAUUACAGAUCCUGUUUCCCGAUCUGGGAAGCCAGCAUGUACUUCUGCAUCAAUUGCAUGGAGUCCAAGAAGAGGUGAAAGUCAGCAGGCUAGUUUUGCUAUUGGUUUCAAUUCAGACUCUCCAAAUUUCAACUCUUGUAAGAUUUGGGAGUUCGAAGAAGCUCACCAGCGUUGGCUCCCCCUUGUUGAGCUUGGCUCACCUCAGGAUAAGGGGGAUAUAGUGCAUGCUGUAGCAUGGGCUCCUAACAUCGGCAGACCAUAUGAGAUCAUAGCAGUUGCGACAUGUAAAGGAAUCGCAAUCUGGCAUAUAGGCUUAAGCGCUGAAUCUGACGGCAGCCUGUCAACUGAGAAUGUGGCUGUACUUUCUGGCCAUGAUGGGGAGGUCCUGCAACUGGAAUGGGACAUGGGCGGUAUGACACUCGCAUCGACCGGAGGUGAUGGCAUGGUUAAGCUAUGGCAGGCUAACCUGAAUGGAGUUUGGCAUGAACAAGCUGUGCUUGACUGCAAUGUGUCUCACUAGGGUUGCAUAUCUUUUUUUUCUGGUUGGAACUGGGGCCUUGGGGGAUUCCCAGCUCCCAAGUUGUGCAAACAAGCAUUUAAGUGGAUUGCUUAUCAAUGUUAAAGAAUUCUGCAAGAUCUCUUUCAAUUAUACUGUCGUGCACGUGGUUGGUUUUAA